AUGGUCAAAGAAAAGGCAGAGAGAAGAGCCAUCUCUGCAUGGCCUACAGAAAAUGGAAAAGUGGAUGAAACACUUUCUCUGGGCUUUCAGAUAUGCUGGAUAGGUGGGGACCUGGCAAAAUUCAUAGGUUGCUACCUGACUAACCAACUGCCUAUUGAGAUAUUUACUGCUCCAGAUUUUCACAUGAAUAUGGAUAUCAGCGUGCUCCCACAAUUCAUGUAUUACAAGUUAAAGAAUCAGAAGAAAAAUGUAAGGCAUGAAAUGCACCUAGAUCAACACUAAACCAUCCUGCACACCUAGAAAACUGAUUUGAGGAUUACCACAACAAUCUGCACAACCUGAA
Messenger RNA from Suricata suricatta (meerkat), 343 nucleotides. It is a transcript of the gene SLC66A1L, whose product is annotated as solute carrier family 66 member 1 like. The record is from RefSeq and is a predicted model, not a curated record. Bases 1 to 282 code for a protein of 93 amino acids. NCBI's taxonomy places the organism in Eukaryota, Metazoa, Chordata, Mammalia, Carnivora, Herpestidae. The transcript has 4 exons.